AUGUCUUGUAAAAUACAAUAUUUUCGUCGGUUUCAUUUGACAGUCAACCAGACUUUGCUUGCCUUGUCUACUUUGAAUUUUCAUAUAAAUGGCAAAGCUUUUCUCUUUUUUGCAAGUCAACGAAGAAUGGUUGGUUGCCAAAGUCCUAAACCUAAAAAGUCAGCUAUUUAUACCAAGACUGGAGAUAAAGGCACAUCAAGUCUUUAUAAUGGUGAACGAAGGCCAAAAUAUGAUGAUACUUUUCAUUCUUUAGGAACCGUGGAUGAAUUAAAUUCUAGUAUUGGAAUUGCUAAUUAUUAUUGUAAAAAGGCUGGAAAUGGAUUAGAUGAAAAGUUAGUCGAGAUACAAUGCAAAUUAAUUGAGAUUGGUUCUAAUAUUGCAACACCACGAAGUUCUUCAAAUGAAUCUAAAAUAUCUUAUACAUCUUUUGAUGAUGAAAUUGUUACAACUCUGGAAUCUUGGAUUGAUCAUUAUGAUUCUCAACUUCCUCCAUUAAAAAAUUUUAUUCUACCUUCAGGUGGUGAGAGUGCUGUAUUUUUACAUCAAUGUCGCUCGAUAUGUCGUAGAGCUGAACGUAUUACAGUACCAUUAGUGGAAGCAGGAAUUGUGGAUAAUGCUGUUGGAAAAUACUUGAACAGGUUAAGUGAUUUCUUUUUUGUAGUAGCUAGAUAUGCUGCUAUGUUUGAAAACCAUACAGAAAAUAUUUAUCAUCAAAGAAGGCAGGAUAAACCUAAUUUUUCAGUAUUUUGGUGA
Dentiscutata erythropus is the source of this 753-nucleotide messenger RNA. The record is from the annotation of a GenBank genome assembly. NCBI's taxonomy places the organism in Eukaryota, Fungi, Glomeromycota, Glomeromycetes, Diversisporales, Gigasporaceae.